Myotis brandtii (Brandt's bat) is the source of this 2688-nucleotide messenger RNA. RefSeq names its product transient receptor potential cation channel subfamily M member 1-like. NCBI's taxonomy places the organism in Eukaryota, Metazoa, Chordata, Mammalia, Chiroptera, Vespertilionidae. Gene Ontology annotation, biological process: protein tetramerization; calcium ion transport into cytosol. Gene Ontology annotation, molecular function: calcium channel activity. The record is from RefSeq and is a predicted model, not a curated record. Bases 1 to 2328 code for a protein of 775 amino acids. Gene Ontology annotation, cellular component: membrane. The transcript has 11 exons.
AUGUCGGCUGGGCCCGACCCGACCCCACCCCCGUGUGAGAACAGGGGUCCUUCCGGAGCGGGCUCUCCCCCGGCCGCGGCUCACGGGCCUCCCGUCUCUCAGAUCUCGUACCUGGGCUACCUGCUGCUGUUCAACUACAUCAUCCUGGUGCGCAUGGAGCGCUGGCCCUGCCUGCAGGAGUGGGUGGUCAUCGCCUACAUCGUGACCCUGGCCCUGGAGAAGGUCCGCGAGAUCCUCAUGUCGGAACCCGGCAAACUCAGCCAGAAGGUGAAGGUGUGGCUCCAGGAGUACUGGAACAUCACGGACCUCGUGGCCAUCGCUGUGUUCCUGGUCGGGGCCGUCCUGCGCCUGCAGAAGCAGCCGUACAUGGGCUACGGCCGCGUCAUCUACUGCGUGGACAUCAUCUUCUGGUACAUCCGCGUCCUCGACAUCUUCGGGGUCAACAAGUACCUGGGGCCCUACGUGAUGAUGAUCGGGAAGAUGAUGAUUGACAUGCUGUACUUCGUGGUCAUCAUGCUGGUUGUGCUGAUGAGCUUCGGCGUGGCCCGCCAGGCCAUCCUGCACCCGGACGAGGAGCCCUCCUGGAGGCUGGCCCGGAACAUCUUCUACAUGCCCUACUGGAUGAUCUACGGGGAGGUGUUUGCAGACCAGACAGACCGUAAGACUAGAAUUCAUAUCUACGCCAUGGAAAUUAAUCCUCCUUGCGGCGACAACCAGUACGACGAGGAAGGCAGGCGGCUCCCGCCCUGCAUCCCGGGCGCCUGGCUGACCCCGGCCAUCAUGGCCUGCUACCUGCUGGUGGCCAACAUCCUGCUGGUCAACCUGCUCAUCGCUGUGUUCAACAACACCUUCUUUGAAGUGAAGUCCAUCUCCAACCAGGUGUGGAAGUUCCAGCGGUACCAGCUCAUCAUGACGUUCCAUGACCGGCCGGUCCUGCCCCCGCCCAUGAUCGUCCUGAGCCACAUCUACAUCAUCGCCAUGCGGCUCAGCGGCCGCUGCAGGAAGAAGCGAGAAGGGGACCAGGACGAGCAGGACCGCGGACUGAAGCUGUUCCUCAGCGAGGAGGAGCUGAAGCGGCUGCACGAGUUCGAGGCGCAGUGUGUGCAGGAGCACUUCCAGGAGAAGGAGGACGAGCAGCAGUCGUCCAGCGACGAGCGCAUCCGCGUCACCUGCGACAGGGUGGAGAACAUGUCCAUGCGGCUGGAGGAGAUGAACGAGCGCGAGGGCUUCAUGAAGACGACGCUGCAGACGCUGGACCUGCGGCUCUCGCAGCUGGAAGAGCUGUCGGGCCGGGUGGCGAGCGCCCUGGAGACGCUGGCGGGGGUGGACCGGUUCCGCUUCCACUUCCCCGCGGACGAGCUGGGCGAGGCCUCCCUCCCCAGGCCCCCGGGCUCGGGGUUGGGCCAGAAGAAGGCCUGCUCCUUCCGUGGGAAGGGAGAAAGGGACCCCCAGAGGCACCUGGUCCCGGGCAGGCAGGGCAGCCUCCGCCUCCUCCCAGGCAGGAGCGCCCCAGCCACCCCCGGGGGCAGUCGACUCACGUUGGACAACAUCCAGGACCCAUCGGAGUCGAAAUCGGGCCCAGAAAUUGGGGUUCCUGGAGACGAAAGGCCCACGGACUCGGAAAGGGAGAGGGAAGAAACCAAGUCCCCCAGUGUCACCCCCACAGCGGCCCCGCCUGCAGGGAAGAAAUCAGAUUCGCAAGACGCGCAGCUCACAACGGCGGGAACAGCACGGGGGGAAGGGGCUGUGUCCGGCCCCCCGGGAGACACGGAAAGGCCACGCUACGACCCGGACCAGGCCUUCCAUGCCUGUCGAACCCUGGAAUCCACGAGUUUUGUGUAUUCCCACGGGAGGAAGCUGGUCGGCGGGGUUCACCGGUGGGGCGCGGAGGACGGGUCCCUCCUGGAUCAGGCGUGGACCGCGGAGUGGAAAUACCAAGUUCAGAGGAUCACACGGUCCCGCAGCACCGACAUCCCCGCCUACGUGGUGUCAGAAGCCGCCAGGCAGGCGGAGCAGAAGGACCCAUCGACAGACACCGAGGAGGAGGCUCACGGCGCUUCCAGAGGGGUCCCCUGGACCCCUCGCCUGUCCCUGGCGGUGACCGAGAGAGCGGAAAAGGGGAACCUGCUGGCGGUGAAAGCAGACCAGGCGUCGGGGUUCCCGUCGUUAAGGUCGAAGAGUCUAUACAGCUGCCCCAGGAGGGCUGCGGGCGUGCAGGGUGGGCUAGACACACCCGGGCAUGCCAGCAGCGUGGGGAGCCUCAUCGCCACACCUGGAAUGGAAACGGAGGCCCAGCCAGAGAAAACUUCCGCCGAAACGGAGUGCUGAUGCGCUCGGCUUCUCCGGGUUUUGACAUCAAAGCCGCAGAGGACCACCAUCCUCUUGGCCGUCGAGACGUCAUCAGGUUAUGAAAACGUUUGCAUGAAAGAUAUUCGGCAACGUGGACGCGCGAUGGAAAUUUCAGGCACGGCGCUUCUCAAAGCGGCGGUGCGACGAGUUCUGUGGAUUCCCUGUGUCCUCCCCAAAUUCCUACGUUGGAACCCUGACCCCAACGUGACUAUAUCUGGAGACACGGCUGUGAAGAGGUCAUUAAGGAUAGACGAGGUCAUAAAGGACUGGUGCCCUGAUAAGAAGACACCAGAGCCCGGCCGGUGUGGCUCAGUGGUUGAGCGUCGACCUAGGAACCAG